Parastagonospora nodorum SN15 is the source of this 1086-nucleotide messenger RNA. RefSeq lists its product as hypothetical. The record is from RefSeq and is a predicted model, not a curated record. The transcript has 2 exons. Bases 1 to 1086 code for a protein of 361 amino acids. NCBI's taxonomy places the organism in Eukaryota, Fungi, Ascomycota, Dothideomycetes, Pleosporales, Phaeosphaeriaceae.
AUGUUUGGAAAGGUUUCUAUCCUGAGCGCGCUCGUUAGCGCUGCCUCUGCUGGCACCAUCGUUUGGGAUGGACGCUUCAACGACAUGACCUCGAGCGCUGACAUCGCCAAAUGGUCCUUCGCCACCCCAGUUGGCUCAUACCAAUACUACAUCCACGGCGCCGGCUCUAUUGACAAAUACGUCAACCUGGACAGCAAAUUCAAGAACCCCGCAGACGAGGGCUCCAAGCAAGGUGCCAAGAUCACCAUCGACGAGACCUCUAAGUGGAACGGCCAGACGAUGCUGAGGACUGAGCUCAUCCCCCAGACCUCCGCCACUAUCAACAAAGGCAAGCUCUUCUACCACUUCUCCAUCAAGACCGGCGCGGACAAUGCCCCGCUCGCCGCCAACGAGCACCAAAUCGCCUUCUUCGAGUCUCACUUCACCGAGCUCAAGUACGGCGGUGACGCCAAGAACAAGCUGCAGUGGUGCGUCAGCGGCCAGCCCAAAUGGGACGUCGAGCUCAAGGCCGACGAGUGGCACAACGUAGCCUACGAGAUCGACUUCGAUGGCGGUGCCGUCACUUUCUGGUACUCGACUGGCAGCGAUGCUCUGGCCAAGACGGCCGGUCCCUUCACCACCACCACCUCUUCCGACGGCAAGGACUUCCACGUUGGUGUGUUGCGUCUGCCUGGCAGCAACGACGCACCUGGUGCGGAGGAUUGGUUCUUCAGCGGCGUGUACAUUGAGAGCGGCGAGAUUAACACCUCAGUCAACAGCGCUGGUGGUGCGGCUGGUGCGGCUCCCGCUCCCGCUUCUCCUGCUAAGCCCAGCUCCUCUGCUGCCUCUUCGACUCUUGUGACGGUUGUUAAGCCCUCGGCUGCUGCGUCUUCGAGCGUUGUAGCUCAGGCGACUCCGGUUGUGACUCCUACCCCGUCUCCUGCUGCUCCUGUUGUGACUCCUUCUGCGUCUCCCGCCGCUCCUGCUGAGACACCCGCUGCUCCUCAGCCUGGCUCUGGCUCCGGCUCGGAUGCUAAAUUGCCCAAGGAGUUCACCAUCAAGCAAUUCGUCGCUUGGUUGAGGGCGAAGCAGGCCCAGGGCAACUAG